AUGGAAACAAGGGGAAAGGAGAGUUGUUACAAGUUUCGUCCAAAGCGUGGGAGUGGGGGCGGGGGGCUUCCCGAGGCGGUGCUGCCCAGGCUGCGCGUCCUGCCCACACCGUGGGAGGGGGAUUUUCCCGAGAGGGGGUUGGGGUUGAAUUACAGACCCCAGCCCAGCACGGAGUGGCAAAGGGGAAACUCGGCCGAAGCCCCUUACACGCCUGCGGCGGCCCCGGGCGCGGGAGGAAGGCGUGAGUGUGUCCCAGUGUGUACGCGCGUGUUAGUGCCUGGGGGGCGAGGCGGGGGGCGGGGGUCCGGCCGUUACCGGCGGUUUGGUGGCGCCCCCCUCUCCCCUCCUCACCCCUCGGGUCCUCGGAGGUUGGUCACAAGUCUCUGGGACCAACGACCACAAACCGCCGCUGGCGCCGCCGCCGCCGCUUCGGGGACCCGGCGGGCAGUGUGGGCGCCGCGGGGAGAGGGGAGGCGGGCAGGGGGCAGCUGCAGCGGCAGCUGCAGCGGCAGCAGCAGCCGGGGAGCGGGAGCCAGGGGUGGGAGGGGCUCGCGCUGUCCUCGCGCCUCCGCCUCCCGCUCGCGCCCCAGCGAGCCCACCAGCACCAGGCGUCCUCCACCGGCCCGCGUCGAGCGCUCCCCACCCGCCGGGGCCGGGGCCUCUGCCAGCCAAUCAGAGGCCAGCCUUUGGAUGCCCCCGGGGGUGGGAGGGCGGGGGGCGGGGAGCAGGAGCGCCCCCUCCCCCCCAGCCUGCGCUCCCCAUCCGAGACCCUGAAGUGGGCGGGCCCUGAAACGAAAUCUCAAAGAAUCACCUGGCCGGGAGGGAGAAGGGCUUCGGACGGGCAGCGAGGGCAGCCAAUGAGGGCGAAGCUCGGGCUCAGCCGUGUUUUCGGGAGCCAAUCAAGGAAAGGCAACCUCGAAGUAAGGAGCACGUGGCGGAAGGAGACCGAUUCUUGCGAAAAGUUGUAAGGCCGAAGGUGCGUUUGGAUUUUGUUUCCCAUUGGUGAAUUAUUUGUCAUGUGAACUGUCUGGAAGAAAGUUACAGGGGAGGAGUUCAUAUUUGUUAGUUUGUUUCCAGAACCCCCGUAGGCAGUCUGAAAAAAGUUUGAUUGCUGUUUUUAAAUGCGCUUAAAAAUUGCAAAGGCCGCCAUUAUUUUUAAUUUAACUAAAAGUUCGGAGAGGAGUACUUUUCAAAAACCCAAAAACAU
This is a messenger RNA of Sarcophilus harrisii (Tasmanian devil), 1207 nucleotides long. RefSeq names its product fibroblast growth factor-binding protein 3-like. Lineage: Eukaryota; Metazoa; Chordata; Mammalia; Dasyuromorphia; Dasyuridae. The record is from RefSeq and is a predicted model, not a curated record.